Penaeus chinensis is the source of this 5632-nucleotide messenger RNA. It is a transcript of the gene lqf, whose product is annotated as epsin-2-like. The coding region runs from base 366 to 2360 and encodes 664 amino acids. Gene Ontology annotation, cellular component: endosome; plasma membrane; clathrin vesicle coat. Gene Ontology annotation, biological process: endocytosis. NCBI's taxonomy places the organism in Eukaryota, Metazoa, Arthropoda, Malacostraca, Decapoda, Penaeidae. Gene Ontology annotation, molecular function: clathrin binding; phospholipid binding. The transcript is spliced from 19 exons. The record is from RefSeq and is a predicted model, not a curated record.
AAUGUUAGGUUGCCAUAUAAUAGUGUCUUUGACAACCUGACACCACACAAUACCAUCAGUUGCCAUGCACCCUGGAGAGGAUUUUAUUAUAGUGCCACCAGGACAGUAGACAGUGCAGCGUUUUAUCAUAUUCUCGGAGGACAGAGCUCGCCGCAGCACUUGCCUUUUGGAAUUGGCACCUGUUACCACAAAGAAGCACCUGCUGUCGUAUCCUACCUGGCACUGAAUUCCACUUGUGUUGGCAUGUGACUUAGAGGGGCGAGAGAGCUGUAAUGAUUUUUUCUGAGUUCCUCACUCCCACUCAGCAUUAAGAGUACAACUUUGACCAGAGUCCUUUGCUGAGCUAACAAGCCUCAAGAACAAAGAUGGCGUUGCAGAUGAACAUUUCGGGCUUACGCCGUAAUAUGAAAAAUAUUGCUCAUAAUUAUACAGAUGCACAGAUAAAAGUAAGAGAAGCAACAAGCAAUGAUCCAUGGGGCCCUUCGUCCACCCUCAUGUCCGAAGUGGCCGAUCUCACCUACAAUGUGGUGGCCUUCUCAGAAAUCAUGCAGAUGAUCUGGAAACGCCUCAACGACCACGGGAGAAACUGGAGACACGUGUACAAAGCGCUCGUCCUCUUAGAAUAUCUCAUAAAGACUGGCAGUGAAAAGGUUGCAGAUCAGUGUAAGGAAAACAUCUUUGCCAUUCAGACAUUGAAGGACUUCCAGUACAUUGAAGAAAACAAAGAUCAGGGAAUGAGUGUGAGGGAAAAGGCUAAAGCUCUUGUCACACUUCUAAAGGACGACGAGCGGCUUCGGAACGAGAGAGUGAGAGCUCUGAAGGCCAAAGAGAGGUUUGCCCAGAGUGUAUCAGGCAUUGGAAGCGACAGUGACAUAAGCUCUCCCACUAGUCCCUCUUACCCUGAUACGUAUGUAACCAGUUCAUCACGCCCCAAUGAAAGGAAUGCUUAUGGAGUACAGGAUGGGCCUUCAGGUCUUGAGCCACAGUUGGAGGCAGCUCGUCCACAGACAGUCGGAGAAGAGGAGCUACAGCUACAGCUUGCCUUGGCCAUGAGCAAAGAGGAAGCCGAACAAGAGGAACAGAGGCGGAGAUCGGACGACGUGCGGCUCCAAAUGGCUCUUACUCAAAGUGAAGAGGAAUUUAAGGAUGAUGCGACACCGGAAUGGGGAGAAACCGGUAGAAUCAGUACUGGCCAAGUUCUGAAGAGAAGCAGUUCUGGCCAAGUCCCGAAGAGAACCAGGCAAAACAAACAGAAGGAAGACGCAUCAGCCAUGAAUGACCUUCUAGAUAUUAACUUCAACCCUCACAGUGGUGGUAAUGCUGGCAUGGCGCGCUCGACAGCCACCCCCCCAGUACCUUCGUCCCUGGACCCCUGGGGAAUGCCUACCUCAGGAGCUUCUAUAUCUCCACAACAUACAUCCCAGCCGAAGACAGACCCAUGGGGAAUGGCUCUCCCAAAUGGUGGCUCAGAAACGCCAAAACAGCAUACAGAUCCUUGGGGGUCCCCUGCCUCUGGUCCUCCAUCUCGGGUCACGUCACCUCCCACUACCUCGGAUCCUUGGGGUCAGCCUCCUGCAAGAUCUCCAGAACCACCCAUGGGAGGGAUUUGUGGUAAUGACCCUUGGGCCGUGCUCAGCUCUAGCUCUCCAGCUCCCUCCAACUCUGCAGAAGCCAGUGACCCCUGGGAGCCUGUCCCAGCCAAGCCUGCGAGGGAUCCCUUCGCUCCCAUUUCGCCGACGAACAAUGGAGAUGUGGAUGAGUUUUCUGCUCUGUCGAUCAGGGAUAAGCCAGCCAACAAUUGCAUUGGAAAUGAAGAUGGCUUGUCCGAUGCCUUUGACCUUAGCGGGCUAAGUUCAUCAGUGCCAGAUAACAACAGAGAAAAGAAAUCAAAGUCGCCUGCAGCCUUCUUGGGAGAAAACUCAAACCUGGUAAAUCUAGACAACCUGGUCGGCACCAAGCAAGGUACUCCUGCACUAGGUGUCUCCCCUCUGAACUCCACUUCCAUCACCUCCAACUCUCCCCUCACCAUCAACAACAACAACAACAACCUCAACAACAACAACAGCAUCACCAAUCCAUUCGUUACACCGGGCCUCGCGCCUUCAUCUUUUGCAGGUGUGAACCCCUUCAGUGCUCCAAGUCCCCCCAACCCCUUCCAAGCUCAGCAAGCCCCCAAACCUUCCAUGAACCAGCUGCGCACCACCGGAAUUGGCGGCCCAGGGCUGGCUGCUGCACCUCCCUCCAAUGCUGGUGCUCCUGGGUCAGCCCCUGGGCCGUGGGGCUCACCACAACCGUCCGUUGGCUUUGGAAUGGCCCCCUCUGCUACUGCGUCCCAAGACGAGAACCCCUUUCUUUUAUAAUGCAACAUGUACCCCUCCCUUCUCCACUCUCCACACCCAUGCCCUGCCCACCCCUCCCUUCCUCACCCCUGGUAGUCAUCCUCUUCAGUAGUCGUGUUCAAGAGACUAUCACCGCCACCAUGCAUUGUCAUCAUUACUGUUAAUUUUUAUGAUCAUUAUUGUUUUUUUUUUUUUUUUGUUUUUUUAAUUGAAAACUUUUUUUCUCUCAAAAUUUUUAUUUCUAUGUUGUAAAUAAGUAGACGUAUUCUUUUCUUUCACACUUGUUUGUACAGGGUGUCUCUCCCUUUUUUUUUUUUCUCCUUAUUUUCUGCCCUCGUCUUCAUUUUUUUGGUGGUUAUGAUUUUUAGCUGUGCAGUUUCAGUGGAACCUCAGAAACACCAGUGAUAUGCUGAUAAUUUUUCCCCCUUUGUGGUAGUUUUCUGAACUUCAUAUUCAAACUCUUGUGCAAAUGUAUCUCCAAAGAGUUUGUAUUAGGUAAGAAGUGUAUGCAAUAUUGUCACUACUAUUUAUUAUAAUUAGGUGUACUUUUAUAGCUGGUCCAAGUAUAGAUUGUAAGGGAAAUAACUUAUUUAUAUUGUAAACUUUCCCAAUAUACGAUUGUUUUAACAUCUUCAAGAUACUCUUUUUUGUUUCAUCAUUCUACAUGGUAUUAACUGCUUCAACUAACCAGAAAUUACUGUUAAGACUGAAAUUUCUGAGUGCCACUCAUUUUACAAAUUUAGGUAAAUAUUUGUUGUGCAUAAUUUCGGGAGCCUGGUACAUGUAUAUGCACAUGUAGAGGUCCGUAUUUAGUGCAUUGAUCUUUCAAAACAGGGAAAACUAGAAUUUUUGAAGUCAUAGUAUGAUAUUUUCUUAGAGAAAAGGGGAAGGAGGUAAUGUUUUUAAAGUGGAAGAACUGGUACUAAUUGGAUAUUGCAUUAUGAAAAUUUCAGACUUUUCAGUAGGUUUGGCUUGUACCACUUUCAAGAACUUAUAUUUUAAGAAGUUUGUUGACUCAUUAUCUAGCAUCAUGCAUUGUAGAUUUUAUAAUGAAUUUUAAAAAGUUUGGACUUUGUGAAGGUGUAUAGAAAUAAAUGAUGAAGACUAUUUUGAUGUGCAUGAAAUAAGCCAGUCAUUUAAUUAGCAAGCCUGUUACGUAAUAUUUUUAUUUAACAUCUCUCGACAUUAAAAAACAAAUUAACUUCAAUCAAAGUCAGUUAGUGCAUCAACCUGUUGUAGAGGACAACUUUAUGACAUUUGAAUUGAUGUCUGCAUUUCAUUGUUACUUCUUUGAGAUCUGCAGCUACAGUGACCUAUGUAUAAUUCUCAGUCAUUUUAGAGAUGUUCAGUGUGAUAGAAAUUCAAAAUGGAGUUUAUUGUAUAUUCUAUGCAGUAUUUACUUUUCCUAAAGACAAAAAUAUUAAGAAAUUUUAAAGGCUUUGUAUUUAGAAAUCUUUAGGAUUUGAGUUAAAAGAGCAGCAAGGUCAGAAUUUAUAGCCUUAGACUUUGUGAAACGAGAACAUUGCCAGAUUGUAAAUUCAAAGGAGCGGCAUCAGUGGGGCAGAAAAGAGAAUGGAGCUUUGUGUACAUAGCUGGCAGAUACUACUUUUAUUGUUACUUGACCACUCGCACCUCAAGGGGGUAGGAACUGACCUUAACACUGUGACCCGAUCAGUGGAGAUGAGCCUUAGAUAUUUUUUUCACAAAUAAUUUUCUAAGACUGACAAAGUAGAGUGAACCAUGUUUGAAGUAUCAUUAGGCUCAGAGUUGUUAAUCAUGUCAAACCUGGUGUCUUGCUUCUUUUGUCGUUGGACUUUGCUCUUCCUCUUUAUCUACAUUGUCCUUCAAAAUUUACAACGGUAGCCUCGCAACAGACAGCCGAAAGUAGUUUGGGAAUAAUAACCUGGCAUCUUGCCUUAUUCUGUUGUCAAGGUUAGAUUAUUGUAUCUUAAAGAUUACUUUGGGAUUGUUAUCACCUAGACAGAACAGAAAUAAUGACCAUGGUUAUGAUCUUCCAAGCUUAUUUUAAAAAAGUAAGAAAAUGAUAAUAUUAAAAAACAAAAAAAUGCAUUGUUGGGGUUGUGGCAUGCAUGUCUUAACUGAUAUUUUUAUGAAGGUAGAAUAUCCCAGUGUAAAGUAGGUACUAGGAAGCCCACAUAAUUUUAACAUGAAACUUUUAUCCAAACCCCAUUAUAAUACUGUUUUUUAAUGAAACUGUGAGAUCAAUUUGGAUGUUGAAAGAAAGUAAAUGUUAAAAAGAAAACUUGGAAAUAUUGGUGCUACUGUUGUUAUUUUCAGUAUCUUCAUUUUUAUUAAUCUCACAAGCCAAGACAGUGAAAUUAAUUUUUUUGAUACCAUGAUAUAUUUCUCUCUUCCCCUGAUUUUGUUAAACUUAAUUUCAUGGUAUUAUUUAUGUUGAAGAGCAAAAAGAGAGUGAAAUCUCACUAUUGGUUUUGUGAUGUGUUUAAUUUAAAUAGUAUAUAUGGAAAAAAAGAACUUCUGGUGAAAUCUACGGCCCAUCAGAUUAUAUGAGGGUAAAAUAGCUAAGCGCUGUUAUUGUGCAAUACUUGUAACUCCUCUACUAGUGUAUGGUAAACAAUUAGAAGAAGAAAAAUUCUCUUAAUGAAACACUUGUAUUGGAAAGAUGUUUGUUCUUUUUUGUGUUCUCAGCUAGGUUGGCAGUUGAAAUGACAUAAUGGAAAGAUCCAAUGAUUAUAAAGUGUUAUGGUUUACUGUAACAAAAAGAUGUAUUAUUUGUAGAUAUAUAUAGUUUUUUUUUUUUCUUUUUCUUUUUCUUUUUCUUUUUGGUAGGAAGUUAUUUAUGAUUUCAAAAUGAUGCUGUUUAUGGUUCUUCAUAUAUUUAGUGUAUUUGAGUAUACUUGAAAGAAGAAAGAAAAUAGUGUUUACAAAUGGAAAAGAAGCAAUGAGAUAAAAAAAAAUCACAAUAUGCUGAUGGCAGCCAAAUUUAUUGUAAGAACCAAUUUUAUUUUUCAGAGUCAUUGGUACCAAAUCCUCAUUGUAAAAUUUACCAAGAACAAAAACAACAACUAAAACUGGCAUAUAUGAUGCUUUAAAGCCUGCUAAUGGAUUUUUUAUUUUCUCCAGAGGCAUAAUUUUUUAUAUUAUUUAAUUUGUCAACAGACAUUUUGAUUGGGUUGUAUUUUCAGUAACUGCAGUUAUUUUUCACAAGUUGGCAUUUUUUGGGUUAAUUAUUUAAAAAGAAAUAGGCCAAACUCUACCACGGAAACUACAUUAUAGUUAAAUAUCCAGUGAAUAUAUAUAGCUUAUUUUCC